UUUAACACAGUCAGGCUACCAAUUCCCUUCCUCUGUUGCAAAGAGGAAAAAGGAGGAAGAGAUAUGACGGAAUACGAUGAUCGCAGCUGUGCGUCAAAUAUGUAUUUACCGAGCUGCACUUAUUACGUCUCGACGCCCGAUUUCACUUCGGUCUCCUCCUUUUUACCACAAAAUACUUCGUGUCAAAUCAAUUUUCCCUAUUCUCCCAACAUAGCUCAAGUCCAACCUGUUCGAGAAGUCGCUUUCAGGGAUUAUGGACUGGACCAUCCCAGCAAAUGGCACUAUAGGGGCAAUUACGCUUCUUACUACUCAACGGACGAGAUAAUGCAUCGGGACUUGAUCCAGUCCUCCAGCAGCAGGGCGGAUGUGAUAUUCAAAAACGAGUCCUUGUACGGCCAUCACGGAGGGACGAGUUCGCCGUGCGGUUUCUUCACCGGCAUCGGCCGAAAUGGGGUUCUUCCCCAGGGCUUCGACCAGUUUCUUGACACCCCUAACUCGGACAAGCCCAGUACGGAGCUCCCCAAACAAAAGACAGACUCCGCUGUUGCCGGGGACGCUGCGAAUAACAGCCAGGCUUUAACCAAACUAGAGCAACACAAAGCUGAACCGAGCGGGAGCGUCGACGAGGAUUCUUCUUCCAACUGCGGCGACAGGAACAACCAGCAGAACUCAUCAACCAAGUCCAGGAAGAAGAGGUGUCCUUACUCCAAAUACCAGAUCCGAGAACUUGAACGAGAGUUUUUCUUCAACGUGUAUAUUAACAAAGAGAAGCGGCUUCAGCUGUCCAGGAUGUUAAACCUGUCCGACCGGCAGGUGAAGAUUUGGUUUCAAAAUAGAAGAAUGAAAGAGAAAAAGCUGAAUCGCGACCGCCUACAGUAUUUCACUGGGAAUCCUUUAUUCUGAUAUCUGACAUAAUGCUACACACACACACACACACACACACACACGAUGGUAAAAUAGUAACUAUACACACACGUUAAGACUUGUCACCCUGCAUAUUUGAGCUCCAAUCACAUCCAACAGCUCAUUUUCAAAAAUCCAGUAUUUGGAAUUACAAGGCGCCAUAUAUUUUUUUUAAUAUUAUUAUUAUUAUUAAAAUAAACAAUCUCUGCAUUUUUUUAAAAUUUCAUUGUAUUUUUUGUUCACAUAUCUGAAUUAUUAUUGCCAGCAAAAUAUUCCAGCGUUGUGCGGGCUGUGCUUUGAAAUUAUUUAUAUAAAAUAUAUGUAGGCUUCUUCCUUGUGUAAUGUCCAUUCUUAGAAGACGCAUGCGUAAUGCACGUUGUGGUGUGAAAUAAAGUAGACACGACAAGUGUUGUAUCAUAGUCACGAAACUUGUCACAUGAACUUAACCAAGUCGAACGAAAAUGAAGUGAAGACGAGGGGGGGGGGGGAUUUUCCGAAGAUUCAUCAAUGGAGAAAUUUGGCGCUUUCAGGCCUGUAUAGUCCUUUCAUUCCCUUUGCUUUCAUCACUGAGUUGUUUACUAAACCUUGAACCGUCUAGACAGUAUAAUAAACGUAGCUGUAAACGUCUAAAUAGGGGGCUAUUGGACUUUGGUGUCCCAACCCCCCCAGACCACAAGAGGACUGAAUCAUUUUCCUGCCUCAAAGUAGUUUCACUCCAGGCUACAAAUGUUUGGAGAAGUGAAGAGGCUUUCUGCGCAUCUCGUCCAUAUGUGGCUCCUUUGUUUUCUCCUCCACACUUAACGUUAGCAGUCUUAGCUGGGGAAUAAUUGGGAGGAUAUUCUAGCAAGGAUCACCACGUGAGAGAAUAGGUAAUGUCUCAAGUUUAUUUGCUUUUCUGGCCUUCCCAAUGAGCUAAAUGUGACUCUAAAUCUGCUGCAAAAGAGGAAGAUUUUCUGUUUUUGGUGGGGGAAAAAAGCGCUUUAAUUAAUGCAGGUGAAACAUUUCCACCCACAUGUAGUGAAAUCAUCUGAAUGUCCCUGCUUUAACUCAUGUACUGUUUAUCUCUGGGCUAUUUUUGUGACCAGCAAAGAGUCGAAGUAAAUAAAUGCACGCAAUCCACGCAGUUGCUUUAAUGAAAAUCCCUGUGAUGCCAGUAGGAGAUCAUUUUCUUUUGCAGCAACAAUUGUUUCAGUAUCCUUUAUGGAGGGAAAAAAAAAGUUUAGAGUUGGAUUAAUGUUUUUUCAUCUGUGAUGUACUAUCACAUCUUCAGUUAUUUCCCAAAAAGGCUAUUAGAAAACCGAGGUUUCAUUAAGCGUUUAAUUGGGUUGUCAUCAUGUCCUACAGUGAAAUUACAUUACCAACUGUGUAGGGUAUUUCACUUUGCUUCUCGGUGUAUCCACAGGAGGGCAGACUUGCAGCUUUUGGUUGCAGCUGGAAAUGCAGGGUUCAGCCAAAUUUAAAAUCUACCCAACAUGAAAGUCAGUCAGUGGAGGAAUAAUCCUUUCGACGCAGGCUUUGUUUGUUUGGAUUCUUAUUUCAUUCUCACCAUCGUAUUUCAACAUAAUUUACAUUCCUGAAAUUCUUUUCAAAUUGUUCCAGUUGUUCUCUUUUAUUUAAAAAAAAAAUACGAGCAUGAAUGUUAAACCAUUGAACAGCGCAAGCUACAGAAAUUAAGAACACAUUGAGUCUUAACGUGGCUUAUUUCCCUCUCAGCGCUCAGCUGAACUGAUGCUAGUCCUGCAUCUUCCACAGGAAGUCAUGUUCAAGUGUUCUGCAAGGAGUCAGACAGAGAAAAACUAUGUCGUGCCAUGUGGUCCUUUUUAAAAACACUUCGAUUGGUAACUUCUAGUCACUGACACAUGUCAAAUGUCAUGGCAUUGUAGGGAAUUAUUGAUAUAAAUAUAAUUUGCAUUUUCUUUCAUUUACUUUGGUUUUGCUGCUGCCUGUCUGUUAUUGUAGCCUGUUAUCGUUUGUCUGUGUCUUACUCUCUGCUUUACAAAUUAUAUGUGUGUGUCACUUUUCCC
This is a messenger RNA of Scatophagus argus, 2927 nucleotides long. RefSeq names its product homeobox D11a (gene hoxd11a). Lineage: Eukaryota; Metazoa; Chordata; Actinopteri; Scatophagidae. Gene Ontology annotation, cellular component: nucleus. Gene Ontology annotation, biological process: anatomical structure development; regulation of transcription by RNA polymerase II. Gene Ontology annotation, molecular function: RNA polymerase II cis-regulatory region sequence-specific DNA binding; DNA-binding transcription factor activity, RNA polymerase II-specific. The record is from RefSeq and is a predicted model, not a curated record. The transcript has 2 exons. The coding region runs from base 64 to 903 and encodes 279 amino acids.